AUGGCAGCCUCACCAGAACGCUCACACCUCCACAGAAAGAAGAACCCAGGAAAAACACAGGAGAUCCAGAAAACAGGCUUAUACCCUCCAGGGUCGUCUGCAUCGGGGAGCAAAGUUACAUCAGGCAAAACAAACCGUCUAGGUACCAAGUCCGGUAGCUUUCAUGAAGAUAUGCCUGAGUAUAAUCAAGAGCAUCUUUCCCAAGAUAGCAAUAGCAGUAUGUUCCGCUCCCCCAGAGCUCUGCAACCUCAGCUGGGGUUGGGGGCACGACAGCCCACUGCCAAAAGAGUCCAACACAUGGGACAUAAUGACCCCGCACAGGUCCACCAGGAGAGAGCAGGAGAUCAGAGGCGGUCAGGAGCAGAUAUCAGCCAUAAGUCAAUGGUUCUGAAGCCAGGGCAGUCUGGUCUGCGUCCACCAGGUUUCUCUGCACUGCCUCCGUCCCGCCUCGCUGCUUUUGGGUUCAAUCGCAGCUCCAGCGUCUCUUCUGUGUCCAGUAACCAGUCCAAUGAAAGCAGUCACAGUGAUGGCCUCCGACCCUCUCAGCAUGGUGGCAGUGGCAGUGAUGACACCCCUCUCCACAAAGCCACAGCGGCCCCUCCUGACUCACCCUCUACUGCCCCUCCUAAUGCCCCCAGCCUGCAGCGGCGCUCUGUGCCUUCACAACGUAGCUCCCCUCUGUUGUCCAAAAGAAAUGAGCCUGAGGCAGCACUCCCGUCAAAGAUGUCCCCAAAGAAGUCUGCUAUGAUUUCACCCAAAACACAAUCUCCAGACAACAGAGAAGCUCCUCCCACAGACAACAGAGAAGCUCCUCCCACAGACAACAGAGAAGCUCCUCCCACAGACAACAGAGAAGCUCCUCCCACAGACAACAGAGAAGCUCCUCCCACAGACAACAGAGAAGCUCCUCCCACAGACAACAGAGAAGCUCCUCCCACAGACAACAGAGAAGCUCCUCCCACAGACAACAGAGAAGCUCCUCCCACAGACAACAGAGAAGCUCCUCCCACAGACAACAGAGAAGCUCCUCCCACAGACAACAGAGAAGCUCCUCCCUCAGACAACAGAGAAGCUCCUCCCACAGACAACAGAGAAGCUCCUCCCACAGGCAACAGAGAAGCUCCUCCCACAGACAACAGAGAAGCUCCUCCCACAGGCAACAGAGAAGCUCCUCCCACAGACAACAGAGAAGCUCCUCCCACAGGCAACAGAGAAGCUCCUCCCACAGACAACAGAGAAGCUCCUCCCACCGGCUCACCUGUGGAGAGAGAGAGUAGCUCACGGUCAUUAGAGCCCUACGGUCCUACAGCCUUAGAGCCCUACAGUACUAUAGCACUACAGCCCAACAGCCUUAGAGCCCUACAGCACUACAGCCCUACAGUACUACAGCACUACAGCCCUACAGCCUUAGAGCCCUACAGCACUACAGCCUUAGAGCCCUACAGCCCUACAGCACUAGAGCCCUACAGCCUUAGAGCCCUACAGCCCUACAGCCUUAGAGCCCUACAGCUCUACAGCCUUAGAGCCCUACAGCACUACAGCCCUACAGUACUACAGCACUACAGCCCAACAGCCUUAGAGCCCUACAGCACUACAGCCUUAGAGCCCUACACCUUACAGCCCUACAGCGCUACAGCACUAGAGCACUACAGUCCUACAGCACUACAGUCCUACAGCACUACAGCACUACAGCCCUACAGCACUGCAGCACUGCAGCACUACAGCACUACAGCCCUACAGUCCUACAGCACUACAGCACUACAGCCCUACAGCCCUACAGCACUACAGCACUGCAGCACUACAGCACUACAGCACUACAGCCCUACAGCCCUACAGCCCUACAGCACUACAGCACUGCAGCACUACAGCACUACAGUCCUGCAGCACUACAGCACUACAGCCCUACAGUACUACAGUCCUGCAGCACUACAGCACUACAGCCCUACAGUACUACAGCACUACAGCUCUACAGCCCUACAGACCUACAGCCCUACAGUACUACAGCUCUACAGCCCUACAGACCUACAGCACUACAGCAAUACAGCCCUACAGCCCUACAGCACUACAGCACUGCAGCACUACAGCACUACAGUCCUGCAGCACUACAGCACUACAGUCCUACAGCACUACAGCACUAUAGCCCUACAGCCCUACAGUACUACAGCACUACAGCUCUACAGCCCUACAGACCUACAGCACUACAGCAAUACAGCACUACAGCACUACAGCCCUACAGCACUACAGUCCUACAGCACUACAGCUCUACAGCCCUACAGUCCUACAGCACUACAGCACUACAGCACUACAGCUCUACAGCCCUACAGACCUACAGCACUACAGCAAUACAGCACUACAGCACUACAGCCCUACAGCACUACAGACCUACAGCACUACAGCACUACAGCCCUACAGCCCUACAGCCCUACAGCACUACAGCCCUACAGCACUACAGCCCUACAGCACUACAGCCCUACAGCACUACAGCCCUACAGCACUACAGCCCUACAGCCUUAG
Messenger RNA from Knipowitschia caucasica, 2514 nucleotides. The record is from the annotation of a GenBank genome assembly. Lineage: Eukaryota; Metazoa; Chordata; Actinopteri; Gobiiformes; Gobiidae.